This is a messenger RNA of Paramuricea clavata, 159 nucleotides long. NCBI's taxonomy places the organism in Eukaryota, Metazoa, Cnidaria, Anthozoa, Malacalcyonacea, Plexauridae. The record is from the annotation of a GenBank genome assembly.
AUGGAAAUUGAAAUGACCAAGUGUUGGAAAUACAUGUUAGGUUUAACAGAAUGGGUUCUUCAUCCCGUAGUCAAAACGAUUAAAGAGCAAAUAACACAAGUAGACCCACACCCUAUCCACAAUGCAGUGCAUCUUGUCAGCGUCAGGACUUCGACCUGA